UCUGAGCCCUCAGAUGAGGUUCACUGCUACGUCUCAGUCACGUGUCCCUCCUCAGUGAAGGCUUUGCUCUCUGCGGCUCCUCAGCACACAGCCAGCAGCGAGGCUGAAAUGUGAGAUGCAACUCAGGGGGACUCGCUCAUAGAGGCAAAGUUAUGGCACAAUCAUCAUCGGAGAAAAAGGCCCCGCAGCAAUUUCUCUCUGCCAAAAAGUCCCUCACUGGUAAUGCGCACGUCUUUCUGGGACGCACCACUCCGGAGCGACAAAGCCCCAAAUUACGCAUCAAUUUUAACUAAUUGAAAAUAGGGACAGGAACGCGUCGAGGACUGUCGGAGAUUACAGCAUCGUUGAUUUGAGUGAGGGGCACGAUGCAACAGGCCUGUGAAGUGAAGAUAACAACUAGUUCACAGCUGCACACGGUGUAAUGCCAAUCUUGAUGCAGCCAUAGUUACAAGUGCCCUUCGACCAACCUGAGAAUGACACUAGGAGAAUAAGACUCCUGAGUUUAUUCGUCAACUCCAGAGCCUUCAGGCAUACUACCAAAUCAACAAAAGAGUUUUCAGAACAACUCUCAUACAGUGGAUUCUAUGUCUUCAAAAGUGAUCUAUUGAACCCUGGCCUGAGCAGUGAAACCAAGACAGCCAUGAACCUGUUCAGGAAGGAUGCCAUGACCACAAAGAAGGAGAAGGAAAAAGACAUCCAGUACGAGGACCCUCCAGAUGGAGGUUGGGGCUGGAUGGUGGUCCUGCAUUGCUUCCUUGUAAAUGUCCUAGUGAUGGGAACACUGAAAAGCUUUGGGAUCUUCUUUGUGGCAUUCCAAGAUGAGUUUGGAGGCUCGGCAGAGAGCAUCAGCUGGAUCGGUUCCAUCAUGUCGAGUCUGCGUCUGUCUGGAGCACCCAUUGCCUCUGUGGCCUGUGCCAAGCUCGGAGCCAGGUUUACCUCCAUCGCCGGGGCAGUGCUUGUUAGUGGAGGCUUCCUCAUAAGUAUUUUCGCCAACAGUGUGGUGUUCCUCUAUAUCAGCAUGGGAGUGAUAGUUGGAAUGGGUUUUGCACUACUAUACCAAUCCUUCUCAGUGGUCACAGCCCUGUAUUUCCGAAAGAAGCUAGCCACAGCGUAUGCGAUCGGGCGUUCUGGGAUGGGUUUGACUUUUGCCCUUGCUCCGUUCACUCAGCUGCUCCUGGACCAAUACGCUUGGCAAGGUAUCACAGAGACCAUUGCCCAGCUGGCCUCGGGCUGGGUGACAGACAGGAACCUGUUCCAUAAAUACCACUACCACAAGGCCUACCUGAUCCUCUGUGGCCUAGUCAACCUGCUCUCCCCACUGGCAACCUCCUACAUCCUGCUGAUGGUUUAUGCCAUCUUCUUUGCCAUCUUCUGUGGUGGAUACAUGGCUCUGCUGCUGCCUGUUUUAGUAGAUCUCGUGGGGUCGGAGAAGCUCAACAACUCCAUGGGCUUCUCCAUGUUCUUUGUCGGCCUGGGUUGCCUCACAGGGCCUCCUCUAGCAGGGUUCCUGUACGACUACACUCAGACUUACGACUGUUCUUUCUACCUGGCUGGGCUCUGCUAUCUGCUCUCCUCCCUCUCCCUGUUCUUGGAGCCGCUGGCUCAGCGCUGGAAGGCCAGGAACAAACUGACCCGGGACAAGAGAGCUGAAAGCAGCUGUAAGACCAACGGCUGCUUCACCCCCGACCGCCUACAGAACGGCGCUGUGUAGGAAUGAAACCCAGGGAAGGCCUUCGAUCUUGAAUCAGCAUGCUCAUAACUUGCCAUAGGCCUGCAUACCUUGGACCUUGGACUCAAGCUUAAAGUCGGGGCCUCAAGUGACCCUUAAUUUCAGCUGGAAAGUAACACGGGCCGAGGAGGUUAUGACCUGCCUAAGAUGUCUAAGAACAAACAGUAGUUGGGAUGUUGGUGAAUAGAUGAUUAUGCUGAACUUUUAAAAAGCCAAAAUUUUAGUGCAAAAUAUUUUAUCCCCUAUUCCUGUUCUUAUCAGAGGUACAUGAAUCCAAACCGAAGAUAAUCCCGUACAUACAUCAUCCAGCACAUUUUAAUACUAGCAGCUUUGCAACCAUAAAUUUAUAAAACAUAAUCUAAAUCUGUUUUCUAAUCCAACACCAAACUGCAUUCACUUUGCAGCAACUUUUCACUAACUAACCUAUGCAGUUGAUCUAGAAAAUCCUUUUAGUCUUCAACUAUUGUUUUUCCGUGAUGACAUUAAUGGAAGCACAUAUGCCAUGAAGAAAUACUUUUCACCUGAUUUCACUGGAAGCCUUUACCUGUAUCUGUAAACCUGUACUCACUGAUAUGCACUUUGGGCCAAGUUGUGAUUACGCUGCAUGACAUUUCCUCUGACUGUUAACUGCCAGAAACUUAAGAUAACAAGCAACCACUUAAUGGCAGCCUGCUUCUGUGACACGAUGUGUAAUCUGCUCCUCAAAGCCAAAAAGCAGCAAGUGAUUCUGUAGUAUCUCUUGGCCCAACAAGAUUACUGUAGAUUGUACGGCAUGCGCUAGCAUUUGAAGGUAUAACUGGUGUGCUCGCUUUUGGUGAUGGACACUCGUAUUCAAGUAUUUAUAUCUUUAUUAUUAAUGUUCUAGACGCUUUUUUAUCCGUCUACUACUUUCAAAUAGAGUCACCAUUCAAAACUUCAAAACAUAUAGCUCAUUCAGGACAUCUGUGCUUCUGUUCAGAUUUUUGGAUAUCUUUCUUCCAUUUUUUUCCCCUCACCGACAAUAUGGCCAUUUUAUUUUCCUCUUUAUCCCCUUUAUACCUAUACUUUCAUCUUGAUACUACCCUUUGUACCUAACAACAUUAGUUCAGUUUUUUAAGAUAUUUCUUUCUGGAAUUGCAUUCGAAGCUUUAAACUUCAGGAGCUAUAAUGCAUGUGUUAAUAAUAACACUAUGAUAAUAAUUGUGCUGGUGACACUGACUUCUGGAAAUGAAGCAUUCAAAGGCAGUCGGAAGUUAAACUAAAAUCUCAGCUUUGUUGAGCACUUGCACAAAAACUGACCCUUUAACUUCUCUCACUGAUUUCACAUUAAGUAACCCUCUCAACUGCUUCUGAUCUCUUAGAUUUAAACUGACAUUUAAACUGCUGCCACUAUUUACAUACCAACUCUACUAUCUCUUGUACUUUGUAGUAUUCGUACUUAUCUUUCUUUUAUUGUUCAACGUUUAACUUAAGUUUCAUCGGUAAUUUCUAAUGCUGCAAUUGACAGUUUGACUUUAUCUCCUCACUUCAGCUGAUUAACCACAUUCAGCACUCGCAUACAAAUAGCUUCUGACCACAAACAAACAUGAAACUGAAAUUUUCACAUGCUUUCAGCUCUAAUACUUCAACUGACACCUCAAAAUUCAACCUGUGUGAGUGCUUCAACUGUAAUCACAUUUUAGGGCAUUUUAACCUGUUUACAGUGUUUGCACCUGCAGUCUUUAGUGCAAACAAACACACUUCAUUUUUUCUACUUUUUUAAAAUCAAAAUCUCAGUUGUGACAUUUUAGAUACUAUGACAAACCAACUGCCUUUCUCCGUCUAUGGGUCAGUAAUGAUAAUACACAUUUAAAUAACUCCAGUUACUCGGCAGCAUCUGCAGAUGAGAAAACGGUCACGCCUAGCUCAUCGUUUAUGAGCUGUUCUAUGCAAGUGCACACAGAGAGAGAUUUUCCUGUCAUUAACAGCUCACUUGCACAUCAUUUUAACUGUAGCAAAGAUAACAGCUCCUGAAAGAGUAAUCCUGUUUGUUUAGAUGUUUCCUAAAUAUUGAUCACAGUUGGGCUGAGGGGCGAUGGAGCUGAUAUAGUAGGGGUUUAUGUGUGAGUGUGCGUGGUUAAGUGUCAUUUUGUCGACCUUGUAUGUCUGUAAAUCUCUAAACCAACUGUGUUAUGAAGAUUUUUUGCUGCAGUUGCCCAUAUAGAAGAAGAUGCACAGUGCCCCAACUGGACUAGAAGGAAACUGUUGCCCAGCUUUUACAGUGCCUGCAGGCAGCCAAUUAUUGGUAAUGCAACCUAUAAUUAUAUUGUGUUUAUAUGUGUCUGAGUCUGUUGGUUGUUUUUAUGUAGCAGAGGAUUUUGUGUUUUCACCAGUUUGCCUUACAAGGUACUGUAUUGUAUCUUUACUAACUUUCCUGUGAUGUCAGCCAAAGACACAUUAGAAAACCUACCUACAACUUGAAGGUUAUUGUUAGUAAAAAAAACAGUUUGGACAGUUUAUAUCAUUCAAACCACUAUGAACACCCAUUAUUCAGACAUCUCCAAGUCAUGAUGACAGCCCAAAAUUAGUUUUGUUACGCUGCCCUCUUGUGGCAGAGGGACGCUUCUACUCAAAGAAUGCUGUCUCAAUUAGUACCAAAUUAUUCCCCCUCAACUCACUUUCACAAUACUGAGCAAGGCUCUUUGUAUUGUUUCAAUAACGACAGUCAUGCACAAAAGCUCUUUUGGCUCAUGAGUUGCAUUCACCACCAGUAUGCUUUUGUGAUUGAGGACCACUGAAUAUUUUGUACCAUAAUAAAUCUUUUUAUGAAAAGUAUUUGAUGCUUUAAAAGUAGAUUUUGGUUUGGUUAUUUUACUUGUUAGUUAUCUGCAUAUUUUAAGGAACUGUAUGUUUGAGAAAUAUCUUGAAAUGAUUUUUAUCUGUCUAUGUCUCAAACACCUCUGAUAAGGAACUGAGUUCUGUUCGAUGGCGUUUGAUCUUGUAUUGUUGCACUGUUUUGUCACUACUCUGGAUCCUAGAUUUGUGAACUGAUACUUUAGAGAAUAUGCUUAACCAAUGAUAGAUAUCCUGCUCUGAGCCCUUAGAGUUCAUUUUUAAACCUUGUAACAGUGCUCAGUCAGCUGUAAUAAACUGACAUGUGACUCAAUUCUGUUCUUGUGUGAUUCAGACAACUCGGCAAUAAAUGCACUGAUA
Molecule: messenger RNA, 4900 nt
Organism: Morone saxatilis (striped sea-bass)
Lineage: Eukaryota; Metazoa; Chordata; Actinopteri; Moronidae
Gene: slc16a4
Product: solute carrier family 16 member 4
Biological process (GO): monocarboxylic acid transport; transmembrane transport
Molecular function (GO): monocarboxylic acid transmembrane transporter activity
Source: RefSeq, a predicted model, not a curated record